Molecule: messenger RNA, 855 nt
Organism: Striga hermonthica
Lineage: Eukaryota; Viridiplantae; Streptophyta; Magnoliopsida; Lamiales; Orobanchaceae
Source: the annotation of a GenBank genome assembly
AUGGUUUUUGGUCAGGUGGUUAUAGGACCACCGGGCUCCGGCAAGACCACCUACUGCAAUGGCAUGUCUCAGUUUCUCCAGCUCGUUGGCCGGAAGGUUGCAGUGAUUAAUUUGGAUCCAGCAAAUGAUUCUUUGCCAUAUGAUUGUGCUAUAAACAUCGAGGAUUUAGUCAAGCUCUCUGGCGUCAUGGGCGAACAUUCCCUUGGUCCUAAUGGAGGUCUCAUUUAUUGUAUGGACUAUUUGGAGAAAAACAUCGAUUGGUUAGAAGCCAAACUGAAACCUCUACUCAAAGAUCACUACCUCCUCUUUGAUUUCCCUGGACAAGUGGAACUCUUUUUCCUUCAUGAAAAUGCAAAGAGAGUAAUAAUGAAACUCAUACAGAAGUUAAAUCUAAGGUUGACUGCUGUGCAUUUAGUUGAUGCCCAUCUUUGUAGUGAUCCUGGGAAGUAUGUAAGUGCUUUGCUUCUUUCAUUGUCAACCAUGGUGCACUUGGAGCUCCCUCAUGUGAAUGUAUUGUCUAAGAUUGAUCUGAUUGAAAGCUAUGGCAAGCUUGCUUUCAACCUUGACUUCUACACGGAUGUACUCGAUUUAUCAUAUUUACAGCACCAUCUUGAUCAAGAUCCGCGAUAUGCCAAAUAUAGGAAGCUAACAAAGGAGCUUUGUGAGGUGAUUGAAAAUUAUGGUCUCGUCAAUUUCAGCACUUUGGACAUUCAGGAUAAAGAGAGCGUUGGAAAUCUAGUUAAACUCAUUGACAAGUCCAACGGCUAUAUAUUUGCUGGUAUUGAUGCAAGUGCAGUUGAGUUCAGCAAAAUAGCAGUUGCUCCAGCCGAUUGGGACUAUUACAGAUAUCCUUAA